This is a messenger RNA of Exophiala bonariae, 1044 nucleotides long. RefSeq lists its product as uncharacterized. The record is from RefSeq and is a predicted model, not a curated record. Bases 1 to 1044 code for a protein of 347 amino acids. Gene Ontology annotation, molecular function: arylformamidase activity. NCBI's taxonomy places the organism in Eukaryota, Fungi, Ascomycota, Eurotiomycetes, Chaetothyriales, Herpotrichiellaceae. The transcript is spliced from 3 exons.
AUGCCACACCAGGAAGCGGGAGAAAUCAACAAUGGAAUUGGCAACGAGAGAAGCGUCCUUGCGAAACGAAUGGCCGAUGUCCCAGUAUUGCCUUUGUACGCUGACCUCCCCUCUGUACCUAACAUGCCCCAUGGGUGCACUUGGGGCCUGUGGGACAAGGAUGGUCAACAGGACGAACUCGGUACUUUGAAUCUUCUGACCCCCUCGACCAUUUUAGCAGCAAAGGAAGAGAUUCAAUACGGUAGGAGCAUUGCCAUCAACUGGUCACUCAACAACUGCGAGACACCUCACUCGAAUCGGAGAAAACCUGAUCAUCGAAUUAUGGAACUCCCUGAUUGGACGGGCCACGACGACGAGAUUGAGAUGAACACUCAAAGUGGAAGUCAGUGGGAUGGUUUUCGACACUGGGCUCAUCAGCCUUCAAGGACAUAUUACAAUGGUGUGUCACAUGCGGAUAUAACGGAUCCAAGUGCACCCAUUCGGAAUGGAAUUGAUCAGUGGUCGCGGCGAGGUGGCAUUGUCGGCCGAGGUGUUCUCUUAGACUACGCCAGAUGGGCACAGCAGCAAGGUAUUCAAUACUCCCCGAUUGAGCGUCACGCCAUCUCUGAAAAAGAUCUCGAAGCUGUGGCGGCUUGGCAGCGCACAACCUUCCAGCAAGGGGAUAUCCUUCUGAUAAGGUCGGGAUUCGUCAAAUGGUACAAAGAGGCGACUCCGGAUGCACGUCGAAGUGGGACGGUUGAAGGCUCAACCUGGGCGGGUGUCGAAGGCACCAACGAAUCAGUGGAAUGGAUAUGGAACAAGCACUUUGCAGCAGUCGCAGGGGAUGCGAAUGUUUUCGAGGCAUGGCCUGCAAAGGACGAAAGAUAUCGGCUGCAUGACAAUUUGAUAGCACUCUUCGGCAUGCCUAUAGGAGAGAUGUUUGACUUGGACGAGCUUUCAGCGGUUUGUCAAAAGCUCAAUAAAUGGAGCUUCUUCUUCACCAGCGCGCCUUUAAAUUUCCCUGGCGGCGUUGCGAGCCCCCCUAAUGCAAUCUGCAUUCUUUGA